Molecule: messenger RNA, 1290 nt
Organism: Ogataea philodendri
Lineage: Eukaryota; Fungi; Ascomycota; Pichiomycetes; Pichiales; Pichiaceae
Exons: 1
Coding region: 1-1290 (429 amino acids)
Biological process (GO): mitochondrial threonyl-tRNA aminoacylation
Cellular component (GO): cytoplasm
Molecular function (GO): ATP binding; threonine-tRNA ligase activity
Source: RefSeq, a predicted model, not a curated record
AUGUUUAAACGUUUUUACAGUGCGGCCAAGUCGACGUCCGUGGCCAACUUGGAGCUCGCCACGCGCCAGCAGCUGUACAUGGUAGACGCCAGCUCGCCGGGCAGCGUGUUUUUUCUUCCGCACGGAACCAGGGUGUUCAACAAGCUCGUGCAGUUCAUGAAGGUCCAACAACAGAAGCACGGCUUCACAGAGGUGAUAUCGCCCCUCAUGUACAAGAAGGAGCUGUGGGAGACGUCUGGACACUGGGAAAACUACAAAGAGGACAUGUUUAGAGUCGAAUCCAACUCGGGGAACAACUCUCUCGACUCGGUGUAUGGAUUGAAGCCGAUGAACUGUCCGGGCCAUUGUGUUAUUUUCGACCGGUUUGCACGCUCGCACCACGACCUGCCGUUGCGACUAUCUGAUUGGUCGAGCUUGCACCGCAAUGAGCCCAGCGGAGCACUCACCGGUCUUACUCGUGUUCGUCGGUUCCAUCAGGACGAUGGCCAUAUCUUCUGCACCAGGGCCCAGGUUGGAGUCGAGAUCGGCCGCUCGUUGCAACUAAUCAAGCUGUGCUACUCUGUUUUCGGGUUUAAAAAGUAUAGAAUGACGCUCUCCACCAGACCGGACUCACACAUCGGGUCUGUAGAGGACUGGGACUCUGCCGAGUCUGAGCUGAAAAAGGCCCUUGACAACCACGCGGGCGAGCAAAACUGGGCACUCAGAGACAAGGACGGCGCGUUCUACGGCCCCAAGAUCGAUAUUCUAGUCACAGACCGCGCGGGAAAAGAACACCAGGCUGCAACCGUGCAAUUGGACUUCCAGCUGCCGCAGCGGUUUGGACUGCAGUACCAGGCUGAGGCCGGCCCAGAGACGCCUAUCAUGGUGCACCGGGCUGUUUUCGGAUCUGUGGAGCGGUUCAUGGCCCUGCUCAUGGACGAGUACCAGGGAAACUGGCCGUUCUGGUUAUCGCCGCGUCAGGCUGUGAUUAUCCCGGUCAACGAGUCGCACCUGUCGUAUUGCCAGCAGAUCCACCGCGAACUUGCUCAGAGCACAGAGACAGACCUCGACGCGCCGUCCGCAUUGCACGAGGCCAGUUUCUACGUCGAUAUCGACGCCAGAGCAGAAACCGUCGGUCUGCGUACUAAAGAUGCCAUUCAGAAAGGCUACAACUACAUUAUGCUGGUUGGCGACCGCGAAGUCGCCGCCGGCACCGUUGCCGUGCGCUCCAGAGAGAGCCGCAAGGUGCAACCUAUGAACAUAGAGGAGGUGCGGUCUGCUUUCCAGCAGCUCGAACUUGAAUAUAAAUAG